Penicillium brevicompactum is the source of this 912-nucleotide messenger RNA. RefSeq lists its product as uncharacterized. NCBI's taxonomy places the organism in Eukaryota, Fungi, Ascomycota, Eurotiomycetes, Eurotiales, Aspergillaceae. Bases 1 to 912 code for a protein of 303 amino acids. The transcript is spliced from 3 exons. The record is from RefSeq and is a predicted model, not a curated record.
AUGGCCCUCACCAUGACUCCCACUCGCCAGCCCUUGGGCUGUUUGGACUCGCCGCACAUGCGUCCUAUGAUGCGAUCGAAGCUGAACCGUCAGAAUCAACAAAAUGUCCUCUCCCUGAAGGGCCUCAACAGCCCCAAGAACACGAUCUUCAUCGACUCCGAGAACAUUGAACCGAGUUCUACCAAGCGCAAGCGCACAUUCGACGAUGACGAAGAGAACAGCAACCCCAAAGCAUCACGCGUGGCUCUCUCGUCCCGAAUCUCACCACACAUCACAACACCCAAGCCCGCGCAAUCAUCAACCCCCAAAUCAGCACCGAUUAAACCUGCCGGUCGCUCCCCACCACCCAAGUCAAGCAAGUCCGCCAGCCGUCGCUCCAUCACCAAACCCAGAGACCUGAACAAGCGCGGGACCAAGUCGAAGCCUAAGCCUAAGCCCAAGGCUCCCGAGGCAUGGUGCUUCGACAUCCAUGUCGAUACCGAGCAGGAGGAGAUGACCAACUUGAUGCAACACUCAACUACUGUUCUUGAUAUCAGUGACGAUGAGGGGAAGCCCACUGACAGCCGCGGGAAGGAGAAUGUUCCCCCUCACGAAUCGGGCGUCGUUGUCCCCAGUGCUCGCCAGGAAACUACUGCCAGUGCCAAUGCUACUGCCACCCGCAAGUCGCUUGUGGACCGCGCCCCUUUGGGUGACCUCAAUGCUGCUGAUUAUUAUGCCGACGGCUGCAAUGCUUUCUCAAUCACCGUUGUGUAUGAAGAUGAGCCUGAGUUCAAGAAGCCUUGCUCGCCCCUCUCGCAGAGCCAGGAAGCUGUCGCUGCUGCCCCUGACCCAUCUGCUGCCGAGACCGCCACCGAUCCUGCUGCCGAGCCCGCUACUCCCAAGCCUGAUGACGAGGCUGAGAAGCUCAACUGA